Messenger RNA from Somion occarium, 1252 nucleotides. Lineage: Eukaryota; Fungi; Basidiomycota; Agaricomycetes; Polyporales; Cerrenaceae. The record is from the annotation of a GenBank genome assembly.
ACCAAAUCAAAUUUCUCUCUUCACGGCCUUUCCUCCUCGCCACACGAAGCUGUUACUAGAUGUCGUCAACUAGAAGUGAUGAAGCAGAACAUACGCGUUGCUACUUGACUAAAGUGUCCCCCUCUCCUCCUCAGACACCCACUUCGGAAACUGGAUCGAGAGGCGCACAGAACGAGGUUAUCUCUCAGCAUCCUUUUGAAUCUACUGGAACAGGGAAUAUCAGGUCCUCGCCACCAGCAAUCCAAGAGGACGCGCCGGUUGAAGAUGACUUUGGCCGGCCGUCAUCAGUCCUUAGGAUCAGAGACCCCACUGUCGUCACCUCACCCCACAUCCAAGAUUCUCUUCCUAUUGUGUCGCGGCGCGUACAUGAGGACCAAGAUCCUUCCAGGAUUUCUCCUGCUGAUGAUAAUGUGGAACCCUUCAUUCCCCCUCCAUUGUCGCCGUCGUCUACAGAGUCUAGAUCUUCGUCACCUAUCUUGGCUCCAUUCUCACCUCUUCCAUCGCGCCUAGCUGUUGAAGAUCGAUCACACCCAUUCUCAGACUUUGCUGAUCUUGCACCGUACCUUCGGGCGCAGGAGUACGCUGUACUCGGUAUGGACCCCAUUACCUGGGAUGUUAGUUGUCAUCCUAGCUCUGCGGCAUGGAAAUGGCCUCUUGGAGACUCGGGCUUCUAUGAUCCGGAAAGUUGGCUUAAUCAAACGCUUUUCGAGCGGGACGACACGACGGAAGUGGAAUUAUUCUAUCGAUUGCCUUCAAAUUUUAUCUAUUCAACUCAUCAUCUAUAUGACUGGUCUUGGUUUUCUGUACGCCACUUCGCGGUUCGGUCAUUGGACGCCACAAAGCCUCUGAGAGUCAAGGACCUUCUGGAAGCAAUUUACGAGGAGUUUCAGCAGGAGGUUUUCAUGAACUUUGCGAAUGACACCCUCUAUCCUCUGACGGAGGUACAAUACAUGGGUGCGUGUGAAACCUCCCGGGAUCGCAUCCGGAAUGGUGGAUACACAGGUGGGCCUCCCAAUGUGACUGUACGUCGUGUCGACUGUUUGGGAAAAAUCAACAAGUUUGCCGGAAUCCUUUACAAUGAUACUGGCAGGCUCGUCUUACAAUUCCACGGAUGAUCCUGACAAAUAGCAGAGGUGUUUCUUAACAGCAGUAUAGAGUCGGGACGUCGACCGGUAUCUUUUAGGCAUGUAUAAGUAGUAGUCUUUGUGUUGACCGUUCUCUGUGGUCCGAAAUUCGCACAUUUUUGCAACUA